Brassica napus (rape) is the source of this 1230-nucleotide messenger RNA. Its product is annotated as putative F-box protein At1g26515. Lineage: Eukaryota; Viridiplantae; Streptophyta; Magnoliopsida; Brassicales; Brassicaceae. Bases 1 to 1200 code for a protein of 399 amino acids. The record is from RefSeq and is a predicted model, not a curated record. Gene Ontology annotation, molecular function: protein binding. The transcript has a single exon.
AUGUUGCCCUGCUGCCUCUCUACUAAAACAAUAUCAAGAGAGAGAAAAGGAUGGAGAGAGAGAGAGAGACCUAGGGUUUACUACUAUGAUCAGAAGAAGUCACCGUUUUGCAACAAGAGAAGAACCAAUGAUAUUUCUUUGGAUCUACAGAUCGAGAUUCUUAACCGGUUGCCUGCAAAAUCCGUAGUUAGGUUUAUGGUCGUAUCAAAAUCAUGGCAACAAAUCAUCCGCAGCAAGAGUUUCAUCACAUCGUUUCCCUUUCGACCCUUAACUCGACCUUUGCGUUUUUUACUUGCUUUAUGCAAUAUAGAGGCCCAAUCUGAACGCCUAAGUUGCAGCUUCUUCUCUUCUUCUUGGCUGUCUUUGUCAUCAACAUCAAUAUCAACCACUUUUCUAUCCACAAUAACACUUCCCCGCAGUCUAACCUUGUGCCGUAGUUAUUACGUUAAUGGUUUGUUGAAGAUUGGAGAUAGCAUAUGUAACCCUUGCACCGGAAAGACCCUGGAUUUACCAAGGCUAGUAGAAACAACACCAAGCCGACCCAGGUGGUUUUUCGGAUAUGAUCCUGUCAAUAAUCAGUACAAAGUAUUGUGCAUCACACCAAAUCUUGCAGGACACGCAAAUCAGUUUCAGGUAUUCACAUUGGGAGCUAAACCUAAAACAUGGAGAUCUAUCGGUUGUGGCAUUCCUCACAGCACUUUUUCUGACGGUCUGUGUAUUGAUGGGUUUGUGUACUACAUUGCAAGCACGGGCACAGACAUGUGUGUGAUGAGAUUCGAUUUGAAGUCUGAGAAGUUUGAUAUCUUUGCUAGAGUAUCUGAGAAAUUGAAAUCUUUGUUUUUUCCUGGCAACGGUUCUAGAAAUUUGGUAAACUACCAUGGCAAAGUAGCCAUAGCCAUUCGAUCUUCUCGCUCAGUGCCUUCAAUUGAUUUGUUCGUUUUCGAAGCAGGAAAACAGGAUUACAAAGAGAAGUCUAUAGAUAAUCUCCCCCCGCUUCAUUUACGUAUGAAAGGUGUUAUUAAUCAUACGGGUGGCAUUAUUUUUGCACCUAGCUAUUUCGGUAGUGAGGUUACGCUUUUCCACCAUGAUCCCAAGGGAGCUCGUUUUAAGAAGAUGGCGUUUGAAGUUGACGCAAAGCAUGUUUGGCUUACUGUAUCAAAUUGUUACAUGGGUUACGUAGAGAGUCUCAUGCUGAUGUAAGCUAGGGAGAUUUAUUAUUUCCUUCGUUUG